Striga asiatica is the source of this 1134-nucleotide messenger RNA. NCBI's taxonomy places the organism in Eukaryota, Viridiplantae, Streptophyta, Magnoliopsida, Lamiales, Orobanchaceae. The record is from the annotation of a GenBank genome assembly.
AUGAACAAAGAAUCCUUGCCAUCAUCUCCUCGAAUCCGGCAGCGCAGGCGUUCCAAGUCACUUGAGGUGUUUCCUAAUGGAAGCAGAUUAAAUGGGGAGCACUUGCUUAUGAACGACCAGAAUAAAUACAGAUCCAUGUGGAUCCGCACGUAUUCAUCUUUAUGGAUGCUUGGAGGUGUUAUACUCAUUCUGUAUUUUUUCUUUACCGCAAUGCUUUAUGUUUAUGGCUGCAUUCUCAGUCAGCAUCUUGUGAAUACUGUGACUUCGGAUAAGUUCUUCUACAGACUUGUGAAUGGCCUUAUCAAAUAUCACAUGGUCAUUUGUUACUUCUUAUAUAUUGCAGGAAUGAUGUGGUUCAUUCUUACUCUGAAGAAGAAGAUGUAUAAGUAUCAAUUUGGUCAGUAUGCAUGGACGCACAUGAUCCUUAUAGUGGUGUUCACUCAGUCUUCUUUCACUGUGCCUAAUAUAUUUGAAGGAAUUUUCUGGUUUGUUCUCCCGGCAUCUCUUAUAGCAAUAAAUGACGUGGCCGCGUACCUCUUUGGCUUCUUCUUCGGGAAAACGCCUCUAAUCAAGCUAUCCCCCAAAAAGACAUGGGAAGGCUUUAUUGGAGGUUCUGUAGCUACCGUUUUGUCUGCAUUUCUGCUUUCAAAUUUUCUUAGCCAGUUUCAAUGGAUGACAUGCCCAAGAAAGGAUCUAUCAACAGGUUGGCUCAACUGUGAUCCUGGGCCGAUUUUCAAGUCAGAGUAUUAUUCAUUUUCUACUUGGCUGCCUCAAUGGUUCCCAUGGAAAGGAAUAGCUGUCUCGCCAGUGCAGUUGCAUGCUUUAUGCCUAGGUUUAUUUGCAUCGAUAAUAGCGCCUUUUGGGGGGUUUUUUGCUAGUGGUUUGAAGAGAGCUUUCAAGAUUAAGGAUUUUGGUGAUAGUAUUCCAGGGCAUGGCGGCUUUACAGAUCGUAUGGAUUGCCAGAUGGUGAUGGCCAUAUUUGCCUACAUAUAUUAUCAAUCUUUUGUUCUACCUCAAACUAACUCUGUCGAGAUUAUCUUGGAUCAGAUAGUAAGAAAUCUGGGAAUUGAAGAGCAAGAAAGACUAUACACGAUGCUAGGCCAAAUAUUCAGAGAAGAAUAUGGUAGUCUUUGA